AUGCGCCUGCUCAAAGGCCUCGUACUAGGUCUGCUCCUUGAGAGAGGUCUAGGCCAGACAGAUACGCAGCCAGACGGUGACAGUAUUGCAACUGUUGCCGACCCUGUCGAGACAGAUCCUGCAGAUGUUCCUGCUCCUGACCCUAGUAAUCCAUCAGAUGGCGACACUCCUUCCAAUCCCCCAGAUCCAGUAGAUGAUGGACCGACAAUCACAAUAGAUGACCCUCAACCCACUGACGACGGGUCCGAUGCCAGACUCCCUGCCCCAGAUCCCACUGGUGAACCUACCGAUUUGGAUGACCCUUCAGCCAUUCCUGAUGAUCCUGCCGAAACAAAUACAGAAGAUGAACAGCCAGUUCCCACUGACCAGCCCGCGCCAACCGAUACUGAACCCGCCCCCGCUCCAACAGACGUGGAUGCUACUCAGACCGAUGGAGAAACUCCCCAAGAGACAGAUACCAAUGGUGAGGAAGCUACUGGUGACACCGAUGCGGCACCCGUCGUUCCAACAGAAGCCUUGAGCUCCGCGGCCGAAGAGACCCCAGAGGCAACCCCUCUGGCAUCCGACACCGCAGACGACCAAGUUCCGCAGACGACCGAAGAGCCAUCGGAUGAAGAGACCGAAGAACCAACCGCUGACUCUAAACCAGAAGAGUCCACCCAGCAGGAGACUAGAGGAAUCGUAGCACCGACAAAGACUGAGAAGAGCGAUGCGAAGACGACUGAUGACGACGGUAAUUAUUACUAUGCUCCCAGUGCGACUGAAGGGGGUGAAGCCGAGGAGACGGGCGAUAGUGAACAGACCGCUGAUGGAACAACCCGAAAAGCUGCAGCUACAGGUAGUGGAGGCAAGGAGGAGAAGACCACGCUUGCUACUUCCAAGGGCGCCGCCCCAACGUCGCCUGCUCAGGACUACGCCAUUGACCUGAAGGAAGCUGAUCUGGGCGACUACGCUGAGUUCCAAGGCGCCGGCGACAAAACCGUCGUUGUUCUCAAGCCCCCUCCCAACGCCGAAGCAAAGUGCGAUCUCCCCCCCACAAGCGACGAAGACGUCCCCGAGGGUGAAGACGUACGCGUCAUGCUCUCCGUGAAGAUCGCAGACAUCCAGAAAGGCGUCAAGUCUGGUAAUCGCUUACAAAUGCUCGUUGACGGUUCGACUAUCUAUGAUAAAGAGCUUUUGGGCACUGGGGAUGAAGAGGAGAGUAUUUCGAGUGAUAAGUUUAGGGCUGCACUGGAUCAGAAGGUUAAUGUUAUUCAUAAGGCGGGGGAUAAGCCGGUGCAGGUUACGAUUCAGGAUGCGAAUAUUAGGAGUGCUGUUAGUGCGGGGAGCAGAGGGGGGAGUGGAGAUGGAGGGUCUGGUGGUGGUUCUGGUUCUGGGGAUGAUGACUCUGGCGAUGGCUCUGGCGAUGGCUCUGGUGGCAGUGGAGGUGGAAGUGGCAGCGGGAGUGGUAGUGGAAGCGGUUCAGGCAGUGGCAGUGGCGACAGCUCAGGCGGAGGUGCUUCCGAGAGUGCCUCAGGAACCGGCGACGAGGGUUCAUCACCAUCAAGCGUCUCCGGCAGCGACGGUCAGACCAACGUUGCUGGCAAGAACUUUAUGGUCGGCGAGGUCCUCAUGUACGCCCUCCCUAUCGCCAUCGCUCUCGUCGGAUGA
This is a messenger RNA of Fusarium subglutinans, 1650 nucleotides long. Its product is annotated as cell surface glycoprotein 1. The coding region runs from base 1 to 1650 and encodes 549 amino acids. Lineage: Eukaryota; Fungi; Ascomycota; Sordariomycetes; Hypocreales; Nectriaceae. The record is from RefSeq and is a predicted model, not a curated record. The transcript is spliced from 3 exons.